AUGAAAAAUGUUGUUUGCGCGACGAAAUAUGGCUUCGUCGCGCAAAACCCUUCUUCAUAUUAUCUGGAUUCUGCCAUUGCAGAGGCAGACUUCAAAAAGAAAAAAGGUCUGCCUCUGCAUCUGCUUCAGCUUCAGCUUAUGCUGGGAAUUGACUACGUUCAUUGGUUGGAUUUCGUGCAUGGAUGCGUAAAGCAUGACCGCAGUCCCAUUAAUUCUUGA
Molecule: messenger RNA, 219 nt
Organism: Prunus armeniaca (apricot)
Lineage: Eukaryota; Viridiplantae; Streptophyta; Magnoliopsida; Rosales; Rosaceae
Source: the annotation of a GenBank genome assembly